Messenger RNA from Drosophila teissieri, 3207 nucleotides. RefSeq lists its product as uncharacterized. Lineage: Eukaryota; Metazoa; Arthropoda; Insecta; Diptera; Drosophilidae. The record is from RefSeq and is a predicted model, not a curated record. Bases 1 to 3207 code for a protein of 1068 amino acids. The transcript is spliced from 7 exons.
AUGUCUUCGCUGGAGCAACUUAAAGCUCAACGAACGAGUGCUCGACUCGACUCAAACCUGGAAGCCAUAGAGCAGAUGGAGCCAGCUGAGGCGCAGCGCAAUACUCGCUUCGAAAUAGAGGAACUGUUUAUCCACGCCAAGGUUUGCGUUCAGGAGCAACUUGGACCAGACGCUAACAGCACCGGCAUUCAUGAAUCUACGCCCUUGAAACGGUUCGAGCAUUCCACAAAGGCUCUGGACCGCUUAAAGCGGCGCUAUGACAACCCGACUCUCGUAUUUUUGGAUAACAUAUCGUCACUCUUCGCAUUGCCAACUGUCGCCAAGUCAAAUGGUCAGCAGUUGCACAGCCUAAUCGAUAAUGCAUCCGCAUUAUACAACUCGUUGCGUUCGUUGAGCACCGAGCCACAGAUUUGCGAGGCCAUGCUCAUCUCCAUAGUUAUGGGCAAAGUGGACCAGGAGACUAAGAGGAAGUGGAAUGAGUCGCUGGACUACACUACGUUGCCUUCGUGGGACAAAUGCGUUGGAGUCGUUGAACGUCAUUGUCAAUAUUUGGAAUCGGAUAAGAAGCCUCCUGCUGAAGCCCCUAUGAGUCAACCAGGUGGCCAUAGGUCACGCUCGCAGAGGAAUCAGGCAAGUCUGUCCUUCAAUUGCACCAUACAAACUUGUAACAUCUGUUCACAGACAGACCACAAGACCUUUAGAAGCCCAGAACUAAUCAAUCUCGCCCUAGAUAAUCGGCUCAAUGCAGUAAAGCGCCAUAAGCUAUGCAUUAAUUGCUUUGGCAGGGGUCAUCUUGUAGCCAACUGCUGGUCGACGCGGAGGUGCCACUCAUGUGCACUACCGCAUCACUCGCUGCUUCAUCAGCCAUCGCCAGGAUCGGCCGCAGCUCCCUUGCCACUCCCUCAAGCGGAGCCUGUACAAGUUUCGGACGCAGUCGCGCAUACUCACACGGAGUCUCGUUCCGACUGUGACAUUCUGGCCGCGGCACUGAUUCUGGUGAAUUUCAUAUCCGAGGAGUUUGCCCAAAGACUUCGACUGCCACGGAGCAAGCUCAACCUCGAGAUUCGUAGCUUUGGUGAGACACAAACGCGAAUUAAACACCAUGCAACCACCAAUAUCAAGUCGAGGCACAAUGGAUUCGAGUUGCUCCUUGAUUUUUGCGUGACAUCCCACAUCGCCUAUCAUCCAGAAUCGGAAAUUGACAUUUCUGAGUGGAACCUUCCGCAGCACUCAUCUCUUGCUGACGAUCGUCGGAUCGAUCUGCUUUUGGGGACAGAAACCUUCUUCGAUAUAUUGGCAGUCGGCCAAGUUAAAAUAGGAAAGGAUCUGCCCGUACUACAAAAAACACUACUUGGAUGGAUAGUGUCUGGUCGAUGUCGAGCUCAUCCCAGAACACUCCAUCAGUACUCAUCUAUCGCAUUAACAGAAAUUGACCAAAAAAUGGAACGGCUAUGGCGCAUCGAUCAUGUGGAGCCUCCUGAGAUCACACUUACGCCAGAGCAGCGAAACUGUGAGGAGUUCUACACCAAAACGGUACGACGUAAUUCAGAUGGUCGAUUGGAAGUACGACUUCCAUUUAAAGAUGAACCUACCGUUCUCGGAGCCUCAUUCGACAUUGCCAAAAGGAGAUUCCUCUCCCUCGAACGCAGCCUAUGCAAAAGGCCUGAGGUAGGGGCCAAAUAUGUUGAAUUUAUGCAGGAGUUUCAAAAUCUGGGACACAUGAGUCCCGUGAGCCAUCCACAGUUAAACACUCCGCAUUAUUAUAUUCCGUACCACUGCGUGCUCAAGCCUAAUAGCACAUCAACAAAGCUCAGAGUGGUUUUCGACGCAUCUUGCAAGACGACGUCCCAGAAAUCGCUCAACGACCGACCAUUCAGCCAGAUCUUUAUACACUACUCCUGCGUUUUCGGAUACAUCGCUAUGCCAUCACUGCUGAUGUGGUCAAGAUGUUCCGCCAUGUUUGCCGAGGAUCGCAGAUUCCAAUACAUUCCUUGGAGAACGUCGUCAUCGCAACCAUUGAGCACCUUCGAAUUGAAUACUAUAACUUAUGGCACAUCGGCUGCACCGUAUCUAGCCAUACGCAGUUUGUCAUAUCUAGCCGACAAAUUCAUGGACAAAUUGGAGAUUGGAGCUAAAGCCAUCAAAUCGUCUUUCUAUGUGGAUGACUUCCUAGGUGGAGCGGAUACGGUAGAGGAGCUACAUCAAAUCAAAAGGGAAGUUACAGCGAUUCUGCAGGAUGGCCAAUUAGAACUCGCAAAAUGGCAUUCAAAUCACUGCAAGUUUGUCGAUGACGCUACAGUCAAACAUUUGCAGUUGGACGACGAAAUGCUAACCAGCACGCUUGGCCUAAAAUGGGACCAAGUACGGGACACAUUCAUGUUCUCGUUCUCGCCAAGAUUCGAUUCGGACCACGUCACCAAGCGCUCGAUUUUGUCCAUAGCCUCUUCGCUGUUUGAUCCGUUGGGAUUAGUUACUCCCAUCAUCAUAGUGGCAAAAAUUAUCCUCCAGGAGCUGUGGCUCCUAAAACUACAUUGGGACGAGUCACGAUACAUACCUUUCAAAUACACGGCUUUUGUGACGCCUCCGUUCGAGCGUAUGGAUGCUGCAUCUACGCUCGCACAAUCGGAUCAGAUGGGCCGACCAAGGGGCUGCACUAUCACCGAGUUGGAACAAUCGAUAUGGUUCGAGGGACCUGAGUUCCUAGGCCAAGAUCAUCAACAUUGGCCAAAGGACAGUCGAGACAACAGUGACAUUGAUAUGGAAACUGUCCAACUGGAGAAGAGAAAAUCAGCCUUUGCCGUACACACGACUAGUAAUCAACUGCUUGAAGGAAUCUACAAGAUCAGUUCCCAUCAUGGCUGCCUACUAGUUAUCGCUUGGAUGUACAGAUUUACUCAGCGCUGCCAACUGAUGCAGGCGCUACAUUGCAUCGUCUGGAAUAUUCAAACUAUUCACUUCGCUCAAGAGAUGUCCUCGGUCCUGAAGGGCCAUCCGAUUCGCACUAACCUUAAAAAUCUCAGUCUCUUCCUCCAGGUUACAGAUGGCUUCCAAAUGCUAAAGGUCGGAGGGCGCCUGGAGCUAGCAGACUACCCAAAAACCCAAAAGCAUCCUGUGCUGCUCCCAGCUAAGGAUCCAUUUGUGUCACAGUUCGCUCGCCAUCUUCAUCUACAGAACUAUCACGCCGGGCCACUGACGCUCGUCGCUUAA